Molecule: messenger RNA, 1305 nt
Organism: Suillus fuscotomentosus
Lineage: Eukaryota; Fungi; Basidiomycota; Agaricomycetes; Boletales; Suillaceae
Exons: 4
Coding region: 1-1305 (434 amino acids)
Source: RefSeq, a predicted model, not a curated record
AUGAAGGAGAGGAGGAGGAGGAGGAGGAAGCAUGAAACAAUCAGCGCAGGUCCUACCGGGAGGACCACCAACCACUUUCAUACGACAAUCUCCCUCAGCCCCACUAUGGGGACCCUGGUGCUCCUCAGCACUACCAACCCCUUCCAUAUUACCCUCAGCCAGACCAUGACCCCGUUCCUCAACAUUAUCAACCCCUUCCCUAUUACCCUCCACCACAAAUGCAACACGUACAACUAUCUACCAAAUGUACCAACAUUUGAAGAUCUCAUACCUCCUGGAAUCCAGGAACUCGAGCACACUACACGCUCAAGGUUCAGAGGUCUCAAUCAAAUGCGAGGAGAACACCUCAAGCGCCAAUGGGCUCAUUGUGCAGCCCAAGUAGGCACCAAUGUUCCUGGAAUCCGCACUGUAUUCGUAUACAAUCCGCGCCGCCAUCCAGCAGAGAGCCAACGAGGGCAACUCAUUACAACUGGCGUCAUCAGGCCUACAAGCGAAGUAUCUGUUACAGCGCCAAUUCCAUCCCGACAACAACUACUGGCACCCAUUACACCAUCCAGCCCUCAGCCUAAUGCUGAUCCUGGACCCUGGCAGCUGAAGGAUAAAGAGCUGAAAGAUGUGAAGAAGGAGGCGAAACGGGUGAUGCACAGAAAGGUGCUCCUCGAGAAUGUGAUGCCCACGAUGGAACACAAUACUGAAAUGGCUGAGGAAGCAUUUUUGGAGGUGGCGGGACAUGUAGUAUCGGGCGUAUCAUUGACGGCCUCGCAAAUACUGGAUUGCGCCGAGACCUGGAAGCAGCUAUCAGGGAUCACGACGACCGUGCGUGGAGUCUUCAAGAAGGAGGCGCAAUGGCUCAUUCUCAACCACUAUUCUCUUUCUCUUGAAGCCAGAGACACAAGAUCAUUGACUGACCAUAGAGAGACUACUGUUGCCCCACUUCUCGUCAACCACCGCUAUCUCUUUAAAGAUCCUACAAUCAUGUCCCCUGUCAACCACCCCACCGUCAUCGAGACAAUCUGUAAUUCCCUCUGGACCACUCAUCUUCACGAAGCGCUCGACUUCGAUGAGCUCGACAAGUUCGACGACCUAUUCUCAAUCGGGGGCGCUGCGGUCCAUAACACUCUACUAGAGUUCCAAGACGGUGUAUAUAAGUCAGUACAAUUUUCACCAGCAUCUUUGUCGGCAACGGAGUACAAAGCAAUUCAGACCCACAAUACGAUCAUCCGCGACAUGCCUACGCUACAUGCUGCUUCGUUGUCCGUAAAGCAGAACAUGAUUGCUCUGGGGACGGCUUUGCAUGCACGUUGA